Molecule: messenger RNA, 968 nt
Organism: Cylas formicarius (sweet potato weevil)
Lineage: Eukaryota; Metazoa; Arthropoda; Insecta; Coleoptera; Brentidae
Exons: 4
Coding region: 309-968 (219 amino acids)
Source: RefSeq, a predicted model, not a curated record
ACCUGUUCUUACAAUUUAGUUUUGUUCUGAUAAAAGGACGUGGUAUGGUAUGUCUCUCGUCUGGUGUUAAAUGCAAUUAUCGAAGUAACCUGACGAUCGCAAUACACCUCAGACCAGUACGUAUUGUAAUACAGAGCAUCAGGGGACCUUUGAGGUGUUUUAAAAAUAUAAAUUUUAAAUUUUAUAUUUGGUUUAUAUGACUAAAUAAAUAAGACAAGAAGGAUUUAUUUUGAGACCCAGUAAUUUAACAAUAGACGAACAGUUUUUACAUCUGUGUCAACAAGAAACUGUCAAUGGCUUAAAUUGACAUGUUUAAUAAUUACUUUUUAUUUUUGCUAUUUCUGCUUUGCGUUUUCUGCGACAGCAAUGACGGCACUUCAUAUCGCAAACAUCGAUAUAAAAAUCGCAAUAUACGGCAUUGCAAACUUAGACCGUCCACUAGUAUCGAACCUUUUUAUACCAAGCAUAUUAUGGAAAGACUCUUAAAAGGAUUGAUUGGAUUGUAUUUUUGCCGCCAAGUAGGUGAGAUCGGACUCGAUCUGCUUAUAGAUUUGCCUAUUCCAUUAGUCGAGUAUCAAGAACAACACUUAAAAGCGCGAACAGUAUGUUAUGACGUCGGAGGAUGGCCGAUUCAUCCAGAUACUGGCGAACGGACUGUCAGAGUUUUACCAAAGAAAUCUGAAUUCUGUUUGAACGUUGUUUUUUUGUUGGCUUAUCCUUUGACCUUUGUACUCCAAUUGUGCUCAAUGUUUUUUUGCAUUGGUCGCGAAUACAAGGAAGGUGACGAAACGUGUUUUAAAGAAGUCAAUGUAAUAAAAUUUAACGGAACCAACAUGACCUGCUCGAAUGGGCCACAGGUUGAUAUAUAUAACGAUGAUGAUUUACGAGAAGCUAGGGAUACUAAAUAUGUCAUUAAUAUGAUGAAGCAAAGUCAAAUGUCGUUAGCGAAGUUAAAUAGCCAAAAAUAA